AUGUCGCCGACGACGCCGACGGACUUUGGCACCUUUCCCCCGCCCCUUACCCGCUCCUCCACACUCCCUGUCGGCUCCAGCACCGGUGGCACGAACAGCACCAACAACAGCAAUACUCACAUCGCGCGCCAAGACCGAUCGCGCCUCGCCCCCGAAGAUGCCUUCCUGGCAACCUCACCGCCGCGUCGAAGCGUCCCUUCGUUCUCCGAUGCCUCGACCGGACUAGAUCACCGCGUCGCGCGCGCCCACCUCCGACACGGCGCCGUUGCCGGCGACCGCUCCCGUUCCCGCCGCAGUCGCAAGCGGACCUGGAAGAAGUUGAUGUGGGUGAAGCAGAGCUACCCCGACAACUACACCGACCAGGACACCUUCCUCGAGAGCCUGCAGCGCAACCCGCGCCUACAGCCCUACGACUUCUGGCCCCUCGUCGCCGAUUCCACUGUCAUCGUCCAGCACGCCUGCUCGGUCAUCGUUUUCAUCGUCUUCUUCGUCCUCAUACAGCAGAAGCGCGUGUCGCCCGUGUCGUUCGUGUCCUUCGGCAGCUUGGUCACUUUUCUCGGCUGGCUGCUCUGGGAGCGCUGGGAGGCCGACGAGGAGCGCAAGGACCUGAGUGGCUCGGCCGGCAGCGCGACGGCGGCCGGGCGGCGGGAACCGAGUCGGAGGACUGGUGGCGUGCGACGCCCGCCGCCGCACGUCGACGACGCCUCGGCCGUCACGACGGCCACGAGUUCCGUGACCAACCUCUCAGCCGGCGCCGAGCGUCCGGCGCGACACUCCCACUCCGCCUCGGCGAGCUCCCUCGUCUCCACGACGUCGACGACCUCGCAGCCCGCCCACCGCCGUCACAGCCAGGAGGUCACGGGUCACCCCCCACCGCGUCGGUCCUCAUUCCCCCUCCCCGGCGAUGACAACAGCCGUCUCAACCAACGCCUCAGCACCGUCAAGAGCGCCAUCCUCAUCUACUCGACCCUCCUCGGCCUAUCGCCCAUCCUCAAGUCCCUGACGAAAUCGACCUCCCAAGACAGCAUCUGGGCCAUGUCCUUCUGGCUCCUGACCAUUAACAUAUUCUUCUUCGAUUACUCGGGCGGCGUGCGCGUCAGCAUCCCCGCCUCGCUGUCGACCAACGCCGCACUCAUGGCCUCGACGGUGCUCGCGAGCCAGCUGCCGUCGACCGGCCAGGUCUUCAGCCUCACGCUCUUCAGCAUCGAGGUCUUUGGCCUGUUCCCCGUGUUCCGGCGUUACGCGCGGCAUCAGAGCCGGGCCUACCACCACGCCAUGACGGUCUUCCUUGUCCUCGGCGCCGGCGCGGGGGUAGGCAUGAUCGUGGGCGACGACGGGAGCGCCUGCUGCUGGCCGUGGAAGAGCGUCGUCGCGGGCAUGGUUGUGAGCGUACUGAUUGCGGCCAUCGCGAUGGGCGGCUGCAGCUGGUGGCUGAUUGGGUUGCAAAAGUACAAGAACGAGAUUUACGGCCCGUGGGACCCAGCGAGGCCGAUCAUCAUGUCCCGACGGGCCUGGGACGAUGAAUGA
Molecule: messenger RNA, 1527 nt
Organism: Colletotrichum higginsianum IMI 349063
Lineage: Eukaryota; Fungi; Ascomycota; Sordariomycetes; Glomerellales; Glomerellaceae
Product: phosphatidylinositol N-acetylglucosaminyltransferase
Exons: 1
Coding region: 1-1527 (508 amino acids)
Biological process (GO): GPI anchor biosynthetic process
Cellular component (GO): glycosylphosphatidylinositol-N-acetylglucosaminyltransferase (GPI-GnT) complex; membrane
Source: RefSeq, a predicted model, not a curated record